AUGGCUGGUAACGAUAGAAAACAAUCUGGUGUGGCUCGUUUGCUAGGCUCUGCCUCAGCCGGUAUCCUGGAGAUCGGUGUAUUCCACCCGGUCGAUACUAUCUCGAAGAGAUUGAUGUCUAAUCACACUAAGAUCUCAUCUAGUGCGGAGUUGAACCGUGUGAUCUUUCGUGACCACAGUGGCGAGGCUUUGGGUAAGCGUUUGUUUACUUUGUUCCCAGGUUUGGGUUACGCUGCUGUGUACAAGGUUUUGCAGAGAGUUUACAAAUAUGGUGGUCAACCAUUCGCCAACGAGUACUUGAACAAACAUUACAAGGCUGAUUUUGACCAGACGUUUGGCGAAAAGACUGGUAAGGCCUUAAGAUCUGCUACUGCAGGUUCUCUUAUCGGUAUCGGUGAAAUCGUUCUUUUGCCAUUGGACGUCUUGAAGAUCAAGAGACAGACCAACCCUGAGUCCUUCAAGGGUAGAGGCUUCUUGAGAAUUUUGAAGGACGAAGGUUUGUUCAACCUUUACAGAGGUUGGGGAUGGACCGCUGCCAGAAACGCUCCCGGUUCAUUUGCGCUGUUCGGUGGUAACGCUUUCGCCAAAGAGUACAUUUUGGGUCUCAAGGACUACAGUCAGGCUACUUGGGGUCAAAACUUCGUUUCGUCGAUUGUUGGUGCUUCUGCCUCGCUAAUUGUCUCUGCUCCAUUGGAUGUUAUCAAGACUAGAAUUCAGAACAAAAACUUCGACAACCCACAAAGCGGGUUCACCAUCGUCAAGAACACUUUGAGGAAUGAAGGUUUCACUGCUUUCUUCAAGGGUCUAACACCCAAAUUGCUAACUACAGGUCCAAAACUAGUGUUUUCUUUUGCUCUAGCACAGUCUUUCAUUCCAAUGUUCGACAAAAUGCUACAGAAAUAA
This is a messenger RNA of Torulaspora delbrueckii, 903 nucleotides long. It is a transcript of the gene GGC1, whose product is annotated as Ggc1p. Lineage: Eukaryota; Fungi; Ascomycota; Saccharomycetes; Saccharomycetales; Saccharomycetaceae. Gene Ontology annotation, molecular function: guanine nucleotide transmembrane transporter activity. The record is from RefSeq and is a predicted model, not a curated record. The coding region runs from base 1 to 903 and encodes 300 amino acids. Gene Ontology annotation, cellular component: mitochondrion. The transcript has a single exon.